CGGUAUGUCAGUCACCACACGUGGACACACGGGUAGACAAUUCUGAGUGCUAGAGAGAGGUGGGCAUUACGCACUUGGAGCGCGCUAAAGAAGGAGGUCUGUACGCAGAAACGACACUGAAAACCGCAUUUAUCAACACUCUUAAACCACGUUGAGAUGGGUUUAGAGCAGCUGAAAAGAACCUUGGAUGAACGAAUGAAUGCAAAUUGCCGCGGACAUAAUAAUGGUGUUUUAAAGGCAAAUAAGAAACCAUUAAUGGAAAGAUACCGAAGACGCAAGAUCAACAACUAUUUAGAGGAGUUGAAACGUUUGGUUUUGUCAGCUCUAAACAGAGAAGUUGCCCUUUACAACAAAAUGGAAAAGGCGGAUAUUUUGGAUAUGGCUGUUAGGUACAUCAAAGCUAUACAAACACAUCCCGACGUCUCUACGACAAGCUACGAACCGGAGCACGACCAGGGUACGACAACGGCCCGAAGUUAUGAAGUUCCCAGUCCAACCGCUUUUCAGGCUCGUACAGAGAACACAAUUUAUGAUAAUUUAUGCCAGCAACCAGCGAGAGUUUUGAUUACGAAACCAAAUCAAAAAGAAAACUAUACGAAAGUUCAUGAGGACAAAGUGGAGACACCACGUCAAAACGUCAUAUUCCAAUCAAUUUCAACAAAUAUAAAUACCGCAGAAACGAACAAUAACAGGGAAAAAACAAGAACUAACACAAAUUCUGAUGCAAGAAUAUGGCGUCCAUGGUGAAAAAGCUUAAUUUAUAAACGCGAAAUUCUCAGCAUGUAUAAAAUAUAAAACUAAAUAUAUAGUAGCGUUUAUAUUAUAGAAAAAGAUGUAAUUCGGUAUAUUUUUCUGUCAUUUACGUUUGUUACAAAAUAAGAAUAUAUAAAUCGAUUGUUAAGACCAUUUAAUGGAUUUAAAGACUUUCCCGAAAUAUUAUCCGCGGUAAUUUGAUGUUCACGCACAGAUCACGUGCACACAGCCGAGGAUGGAUAUUUUAGGAUGGGGUAUGGAGAAUAAUUUCCUCCCAACUCAAAUAU
This is a messenger RNA of Dendronephthya gigantea, 1040 nucleotides long. RefSeq names its product enhancer of split mdelta protein-like. NCBI's taxonomy places the organism in Eukaryota, Metazoa, Cnidaria, Anthozoa, Malacalcyonacea, Nephtheidae. Gene Ontology annotation, biological process: regulation of neurogenesis; anterior/posterior pattern specification; regulation of transcription by RNA polymerase II. The transcript has 3 exons. Bases 157 to 747 code for a protein of 196 amino acids. The record is from RefSeq and is a predicted model, not a curated record. Gene Ontology annotation, cellular component: nucleus. Gene Ontology annotation, molecular function: DNA-binding transcription factor activity, RNA polymerase II-specific; protein dimerization activity; RNA polymerase II cis-regulatory region sequence-specific DNA binding.